AUGUAUUAAAUUGAUUAAGAUAUUCUAGUUAGAGAAGUAAUAUAAAUUAGAAAUUCUACAACAGGAACUUAUUUGACUGCUACAGGAUUUAAUACAUAAGAAAAAGGAUUGUUAUUUGGAAGUACUACAAACAUAAAUGAUUAUUAUGUUGUUGGGAGUGAUGAUCCAGAAAAUCAUUAUACACUUUGGACUAUAGUAAAAGUUUUUGAAGACACUAAUAGGAUUAAUUAUGGAGAUAUUAUCUUUUUAAAGAAUCUAAGUACUAAAAUGUAUUUGAUAUAUAAAUUUGAGAAAUAAUCAGAAGUUUCUCAUUAAAUUAGAGUUUCUUUAAAUUAUAAUAGAUAAGAGAAUUAUCCUUUUAUUUUGUAAUAAUAAGGAGAAUAAAUAUUUUAAUCAAAAGAUUAUGCAAUUAAAAAUGGUGUAUAAUUGAAGAUUUAGACUAGAAAGUUAACAAAUUUUCUUUAAACAUCAAAUAAGAAUUAUGCAUCAAAGUAAAUUAAAGAUUAUAAAGAAAUAUCUUGUGGAAAAGAAAAUCAAAAUGAUUAUUGGGAAAUUAUUAAAUUGGAUCCAUAAAAACAAAAACUCUUUGAUAUUAAACCAACAUAAUAAUUGAUAAUGAAUAUUUAAGAAAUCUUUAAUAAUGAUAAAAUAAUAAUUAGAAAUUAUAAAAGUGGAUACUCUUUACAUUCUCAUAACAAUAUGUAUGCUUCUACUGGAUAACAAGAAGUAACAUGUUUUAGUUAUGAGAGAGAUGGUAUUAUUAAUAAUUUAAUUAUAAUAGUUAAUGAUUUAUGGAUGAUAAAAUAAUCUUUUAAUAUGGCCUAAAAUUAAAUCUAAAAUUAAAUGCCAAUUAAUUUGAUUCAUAAAGAAACCAUGAAGUUUUUGUCUAUAGAUGAGAAAAACUUAGCUAAUUCAAAGAAUGGUAAUUAAAUUAGAUGUAUGUAAUCAUCUAUGUAAUAAUCACUAAAUAUUUAAAGUAUUUAUAGAAUUAAUAUUUUAUAGCAAUUGAUAAUUAAUAAUUUAUUGUAGGUAAACCAUUUUUAUUCUUUUAUUAACCAAUGAAUAAAUUUUUAUGUUAAGGACCAUCUUUAUCAGAAAUGCAAACAACUUAAUAUGAAGUCAUUUUAACAGAUUAAUUAACAACUUCUUGCUUAUGGGUUAUUGAAAAAAAAAUUAAAUGA
Messenger RNA from Paramecium pentaurelia, 1181 nucleotides. Lineage: Eukaryota; Ciliophora; Oligohymenophorea; Peniculida; Parameciidae. The record is from the annotation of a GenBank genome assembly.